This is a messenger RNA of Ictidomys tridecemlineatus (thirteen-lined ground squirrel), 438 nucleotides long. RefSeq names its product insulin (gene Ins). Gene Ontology annotation, biological process: glucose homeostasis; positive regulation of protein secretion. The record is from RefSeq and is marked provisional. Gene Ontology annotation, cellular component: extracellular region. Lineage: Eukaryota; Metazoa; Chordata; Mammalia; Rodentia; Sciuridae. Gene Ontology annotation, molecular function: hormone activity.
GCAGCUGCAUACUGAGGCGGUCAGUAAUCAGGUCAUCGUCUCUCCACCAUGGCCCUGUGGACACGCCUGCUGCCCCUGCUGGCCCUGCUGGCCCUCCUGGGGCCUGAUCCUGCCCAGGCCUUUGUCAACCAGCACCUCUGUGGCUCUCACCUGGUGGAGGCACUCUACCUGGUGUGCGGGGAGCGCGGCUUCUUCUACACACCCAAGUCCCGCCGGGAGGUGGAAGAGCAGCAGGGAGGACAAGUGGAGCUGGGCGGGGGUCCUGGGGCAGGCCUCCCACAACCCUUGGCUCUGGAGAUGGCCCUGCAGAAGCGCGGCAUCGUGGAGCAGUGCUGCACCAGCAUCUGCUCCCUCUACCAGCUGGAGAACUACUGCAACUAGGGCCGCCGCCCGCCCGCCCGCUGCCCACCUGCACCGUCCAAUAAACCUGCAACGAGC